CGUUAUGAAAGCCAUGGCAAAACAAUGGAAAGGGCAUUGGAACAGAUUGAACAACAAGGCCCACUUAUCAAUGCAUGGAACACCUUUGCACCUGAGGUUGAAGUAGAUCGUUUAGAGUGUGUGGCCCAACGACAAUCCAGACAUGACACUGACGAAAAUGAAAUGGACAUUGUUCCAGACUACCAAGUCAGUGGUAGCAGCAGUGGAGCCAUGCCAGCAAUCAUAGCACCAAAGCUGAGCCCAGACUUUGUCAGAAAAAUGUACCAAAGUCUGAAUGAAACCCAAGCAUCCAUAUUCUAUGCAGUGCGUGAGUGGUGUUUCAAACUUGUGUGGGGUCACUGUCCUGAGCAGUUCUUUUAUUUUGUCUCUGGAGGAGCUGGCUGUGGAAAAUCACAUGUUAUCAAGUGCAUAUAUGAGGAGGCAACAAAGAUUUUGCACCAACUCCCCAGAUUCCGUGACCAAGCAGACAUGUCCUACCCUGCAGUACUGCUGACUGCAUUUACUGGUACUGCAGCUUUUAACAUAUCUGGGAAAACACUGCACUCUCUGCUAAAGCUGCCAAAAUCUUUAAAACCGCCGUAUCAGGGACUGGGCAAUGCACUGGAUGAAGUGAGAGCUUCACUUUCAAAUGCAGAGAUUCUGGUCAUUGAUGAGAUAUCUAUGGUUUCUAAAGACCUUUUGCCUACAUCCACUGGAGACUUCAGCAGAUCAAAGGAAACAAGAAGCCUUUUGGUGGGAUGUCUAUCCUUGCAGUAGGAGACUUUUACCAGCUGCCACCCCUUGGAAAAGCCAAACCGCUCUGUGUGUACGAGGACAAUGUCUUUGAUCUCUGGAAAGACUAUUUCCACAUGGUCAACCUGACAGAAAUCAUGCGACAGAAAGAUGAUCAUUCUUUUGCUGAAGUUCUGAACAGGAUAAGAGUGAAGCAAAAAACAGAUUCUCUUGAAGCCAAUGAUAAAGCCUUGCUCACACAGGCUAUCCAUGACAUAAAAGACUGUCCAUCUAAUGUAUUACACAUUUAUGCUACAAACAAAGAGGUCGACAAACACAAUUCAGCAACUGUAACUGCUCUUCAUUCUGAUAUCAUAAAUAUUCAGGCCGAAGACUACAGAAAAGACCCACGGACGGGUGAGAUGGUCCUCCUGGCAGAUAUGAUGAAAGGCAACAAAAGAGAUUUACCUGAUAACAUACAAGCUGCACCUGGAGUGCGUGUUAUGAUUAUUAGAAAUUUGGAUGUUGAAGAUGGGCUUGUUAAUGGGACAUUUGGAACAAUCACGAACAUUGUGACAACCACACAGGAUGGACCAAAAACUGUGAAUCUCAUUGGACUUACGCUGGACAAUCAAAAUUCUGGGCAAAAAUUUCGCAGAAAAAUACAAGGAUCCUCAGACAACCUCGUAUAUAUUGAGAAAUGUGAAGAAUCUACAAGUAAAAAAGGAGUUCUUCGCAGGCAAUUUCCAAUGAAGUUGGCCUUUGCAUGUACAGCUCACAAAGUACAAGGCAUGACAAUGGAGUCAGCAGUAGUAUGUUUGAAGCGUGUUUUUGAGCCUGGAAUGGCCUAUGUCGCACUCAGCCGCACAACCUCACUUAAAGGACUGUACAUCACAGACUUUGAUGAAAGGAAAAUCUAUGCUGAUCCUGCCAUCACAGAUGCACUCAAAAAUAUGAGACAUGCAUCAUUUGAGAAUGCAAGACCACUGUUGCAAUUCUUAAAAUCAGUUGUUCCCACAGUCCCCACAUUGACAAUUAUCCAUCACAAUGCACAAGGUCUCCCAACUCACAUGGAGGACAUGAGAUGCCACCAUGAACUCAGCCUUGCUGAUGUUUUAUGCAUAACAGAAACUCACUUGUCUGGAUCAUCAGUUUCUCCCGCUUCCAGCUGGAACAGUACAACAUGGCCACACGCAACAGACACGUCUCUUACACAAACCAUACAGACAUGGCAAAGGUAAAUGGCGGUGGAGUUGCAAUGUACUACAAAACAGUUCUUAUAGCAGAGUCUCGAAAAUACCUGCAAAAUGUGACUGACCUUGAAUUUGUUGUUAUCAAGGUUGAAUCGCCAGUCACAGCUUUGAUAGCAACUGUAUACAGGCCACCAAAUUACAGCCAUGGGAGGUUUUACCACAAAUGCAAUGUCUUUUGGACUCAUUGAAAUGAUGAAUUGCCAACCAAUUAUUGUUUGUGGAGAUUUCAAUGAGGACCUUAUGAGCAGAGGAAAAAAACCCAUCCAAGAACUGUUUCAGUCAAGAGGAUAUGCACAACUUAUUACUGCUGCAACUACCGAAAAACACACAUUGAUUGAUCACCUUUACAUAUCACAGCCAUACGCCUGCCUCCAAUCAGGUGUUCUGAAUACAUAUCACAGUUAUCACAACCCCAUUUAUUGUGUAAUUCACUAACACAAAAUGACUGCAAGGUUGUGAGGGAUAUGGACUUGCCAAGUGAUCUUAGUGUCUUUGCAACUGAGCACACUCUACCACCAACAAGGACAGCUCACCAGUGGGAGCUGAUACAUAAGACUGCUCUCAUCCAUUGAAGAGCUGACCAGAAACGUGAACAGAGAGACUGCAACUGCACCUGAUGGGAUCCCUGCCAUAACAGAUGUGUUCUGUCCAGUGAAGGCAGUGGAGAAGCCCUACACUGAUCUUGAAACUGUGCCACGCUAGUAGAGACCGGCUACAAGGAUGGGCAGCUGUUUUCGCAAAGUCAGCCAACCACUUGCUUCCAAAUGACCCUUAUCCAGAAGUAUCCGUGAGUGCCUCAUCAACAGAAAAUAAAGUGGAGACCUACCUCUCAGAGAAAACGCACACAUAAGAAAAGCCGACCCACUUCAGUACUGGGAAGAACAUCCUAAUCUGUUUCCCUCUAUGGCUGCUGUUGCGAUCCCAGUGUGCCCCUGUAGC
Messenger RNA from Oreochromis aureus, 2903 nucleotides. Its product is annotated as ATP-dependent DNA helicase PIF1-like. Lineage: Eukaryota; Metazoa; Chordata; Actinopteri; Cichliformes; Cichlidae. The transcript is spliced from 3 exons. The record is from RefSeq and is a predicted model, not a curated record. The coding region runs from base 738 to 1952 and encodes 404 amino acids.